Messenger RNA from Sinocyclocheilus rhinocerous, 356 nucleotides. Its product is annotated as galactose-specific lectin nattectin-like. Lineage: Eukaryota; Metazoa; Chordata; Actinopteri; Cypriniformes; Cyprinidae. The record is from RefSeq and is a predicted model, not a curated record. The annotation marks the transcript as partial. The transcript has 4 exons.
ACAGCAGAGAGAAACUGCCAAGGUUUUGAUGCAAAUCUUGCAUCUGUGCAUAAUAAAAUUGAACAAGAUUUACUCCUGAGUCUGUUGCCUUCUUCUUCCACACGUUGUUGGAUUGGUGCUCAUGAUGGUGAACAAGAAGGACAGUGGGUGUGGAGUGAUGGAACUCCGUAUGACUUUACCUACUGGGGCUCUGGAGAACCUAACAAUCUGGGUACUGAGAACUGCGGGGAGCUCAACUGGAGCUCUAACCGUUGGAAUGAUGCAACCUGUUCAACUUCACUGGGCUAUAUUUGUGCUAAAGACCUGUGAGAUCUACAGUCAUCCUGCUCCACAGUUACUUUUAUUUGUACUACAUU